GACCUUCAGUCCCAGGCUGCUGCCUUUGUCUUGUGCCAAGAAGCCAGUGCAGCCACCCACCCUUGGCAUUUGUCUCCAUGCAGUAGUGGAGGAGGAGCUGAGGCACUAAUACCUUGAGACUUUCAGUUUUAUGCUUUCUUGACUUACUAAACAGUAGCCCAAUUCUUCAGGAGUUCCAGCAGUGUGAAAUGUAAUCAUAGUGUUAGUGCAUUUUGGUACUGGAAUGAUGACUACUGCCGAAGUUGUCAAGAAGAAGCAAAAUUACACUAGUGUGCAUGAAGCAGUGAAAGCUGGGGAUGUAGAACAGCUUGCAUCGAUGAUAAGAAGUGGAGCCAGUAUUAAUGAGGUGGAUGUAGUUCACAAAUUCACACCCUUGCAGUGUGCGGCCCACUCGGGAAGUCUGGAGUGCCUUCAGUGGCUGCUCUGGCAUGGAGCUGACACCGCACGUGUGACUGUGAGAGGCUGGACAGCGGCUCACCUUGCGGCCAUCCGAGGCCAGGACGCCUGCAUGCAGGCCUUGUUACUGAACGGAGCGGACGCAGCAGCUCGGGACGAGCGCGGGUGCACGGCCUCGCACCUGGCUGCAGCCCACGGGCACUCGUACACCCUGCAGACCCUGCUGCGCACUGGGGCGGAUGUAAAUGUUUCGGACAGGAAUGACUGGAAACCUGUUCAUUAUGCUGCUUUUCAUGGUCGCUUGGGGUGUUUGCAGCUUCUUGUUCGAUGGGGAGCAUGUGUAGAUGAUGUGGAUAACAAUGGAAAUCUUCCAGCACAUCUGGCAGCAGUGGAAGGACACUUGCAUUGCUUUAAGUUCUUGGUCGGGAAAAUGGCCAGUGUUACGCACACUCUGAAAGCCAGGAAUGACCAUGGAGAGACUCCAAGGGACUUGGCUGAACGGUUCUACAAAGAUAAUAUUCUGCGAUAUAUUGAUGGUGUGGAAAAUGAGGAGGAACAUCCAGAGACACAGGAAGUUUUAGCUUUCCCAGCUCAUGAUGCUGCUUUUAACGGGGACUUGUUACUGGUUAGAAGACUAGUGAGAAGUGGAGUAGUCAAUAUUAAUGAGAGGAACAAUAAGGGAUCCACUCUCCUGCACAAAGCUGCUGAACAGGGGCAUAUCCAUUGCUUACAGUGGUUGGUUGAAAUGGGAGCUGACUGUGACAUUACAAAUGAUGCUGGAGAGACUCCAAAGGAUGUAGCCAAGAGAUUUGGCCAUCUGGCAGCUGUGGAACUUUUGACACCAAAAACUGGAAACAGUAACUCUAGUGAUGAAGAACUAGAUGCAAACAACAUCAAGUUUUUUGAAAUACAUGGUGUGGAAGGGAGUACAGAUAGCAAAGAAGAUUUAACCCUGGAUAAAGCAGAGAAAAGGAAUGCACGCGUAAGGGCCUAUCACAAGAUUAAAGAGCUUCAGCGACUUCUAGAAAUUGCCUACAGCAACUACAGACAGCUGGGGGGAGUAACUGAAGAGGACAGGAAGAUGAGAAAAGAAGAAAGGAAAGUUGAGAAGGCUGUGAGGGAGCUGGAGGCCCAGCUUGAAUAUGAGCGAGUCAGGCGGGAGAAGCUGGAGAGCCAGCUGGAUGAUUACCGUGCUGAGAUAAACCAGCUCCGAGAGGGCCGGGGGAAGACACGCCCCGCCUCUGCUGCCUCCGCGGAAGCUGAGACAAUGGCCAAGUCUUGCAAAGAUGAAAAUAAAGAAGCAGUCAGCGUGCAGCCCAGGAGGAGUGCGACUACACUGAGGAACGAACCUCAAAGGAGGGGCAGCAGACUGGAGAGGAAAUUAGCUGCAAACAGAUGGAAGAAUUAACAGCUCUAGAGCAGAGCCUCCUAAACCUCCCAGAUUGCUGCAGGUGUGACAGAACAAUUCCAGAAGCCAAUGGCUGGUCUCAGAUGCCGUACCCUGCACAGCAGCAGUGCUGAGAUGGAAGGCCCAGUGCAGCAGCCUGAGGAGCCAUGUUUUCAGGGACACAUCCCAACUAUGCUGAAUACCUCAGAGCACCACAGGCUACAGGGGCUUGUGCUAUUGUCACCCAGCUACUGGAAACUGCACUACAGGAGAGCUGGCUACACCAGGGCUCACAUUAGACAUUCCAGAUUUCCCAUGGAACCAAAAUGACAAUGAAUUUGAAAAUAAGCUGUCAAACACAGCAGCAGUCCUGAAGCCUGAUGAGGUGUCUUUUGUAUUUGUUAUGCUGCUGUUUCAAUUAGAGUUAGAAUAAAGCUAAUUACAUUUUCCUUUGAACUUA
Molecule: messenger RNA, 2243 nt
Organism: Vidua chalybeata
Lineage: Eukaryota; Metazoa; Chordata; Aves; Passeriformes; Viduidae
Gene: ANKRD42
Product: ankyrin repeat domain 42
Exons: 14
Coding region: 224-1804 (526 amino acids)
Molecular function (GO): protein binding
Source: RefSeq, a predicted model, not a curated record